GUUUACAUGUUUGCAGCAGCUAGCUUCUCGUGGCUUUUCUGCCCCUUCGUGAAACGUUUGUUCCUCUUUAUUCAGACACUUCUCACAGCGAUGAGAAGCCUUCAACCUCGAAGAAAGCUGCAGUGAAACCCAUGUUCCUCAAGGACUAUGAGCGGGCAGUCAUCCUGGAGAAGGAGGGUCAAACUAGUGCGAGUAACGUCUACGGCUUACCUACUCUCUGAAGUUCUCAUGGGGGACUGAGGAGAAUGCCGCGAAAGAACAGGAACUCUGCAUCCUUCCAGUGCAACAACAGCAUCUGCAUCCCUCGCCAGUCUGCCUGCGACGGUUACAACGACUGCCUUGAUGGCUCAGACGAGUGGCCCCAGAGCUGCCACGCCGAAUCCCCCGUGACGCUCGCCUCUCAUCAGUGCCACUCGAUGGAGUUCCACUGUGGCAGCGGAGAGUACAUCCACGGCAGCUGGAAGUGUGAUGGAGAUGCUGACUGCUUGGAUGGAUCUGAUGAAGCUGGCUGCACUCGCUCCACCUGCCGUCCAGAUGAGUUUGAAUGUGGCGAUGGAACCUGUAUCCACGGCAGUCGCCAGUGCAACCAGCAGUACGACUGCAGAGACACGACUGACGAAUCCGGCUGUGUUGACGUGACCCGCUGUGAGGGCCCGGACAAGUUCAAGUGCCGCAGUGGGGAGUGCAUAACCAUGGAGAGAGUGUGUGACAGCAAACGGGACUGCAGGGAUUGGUCAGAUGAGCCUCUUCGGGAAUGUGGCUCCAACGAAUGUCUUUACAACAAUGGCGGCUGCUCUCACAUUUGCAAUGACCUGAAAAUCGGCCAUGAGUGCUUGUGUCCCACUGGAUAUAGCCUCAGAGACAAAAGACGGUGCGAAGAUAUUGAUGAGUGCGCCAGUCCAGACACCUGCAGCCAGACCUGCAUUAACACGAUGGGCAGCUACAAAUGUGAAUGUGAGGAGGGUUACCAGGUUGACCCAGUAACCAAAGCAUGCAAAUCUAUUGGUACAAUAGCCUACCUCUUCUUCACCAAUCGUCAUGAAGUGAGAAAGAUGACUCUUGACAAAAGCGAGUACACUCGAGUAAUUCCCCGCCUAAAGAAUGUGGUGGCGCUGGACAUUGACGUAGCCACUAAAGAGAUCUACUGGUCAGACAUUUCUCUGAAGAAAAUCUACAGAACAAACAUAGACUCAGCUGACGACUCGACUCAGCACCAAACAGUCAUCGACAGCGACGUUGAUGCCCCUGAAGGAAUCGCCUACGACUGGGUCCAUAAAAACCUCUAUUGGACCGACAGUAUUCGUAGCACUAUCUCUGUGGCAACCGCUGAUGGCAGCCAUCGCAAAACUCUCUUCCACCAAGGCUUGUCGAAGCCUCGGGCGAUAGUGGUCGACCCCCAUAGCAACUUUCUUUACUGGACUGAUUGGGGAAAUCCGGCUAAGAUCGAGAAGGGAGGUCUCAAUGGUGUGUUUGUACUUCUUCAUGAUGCUCUCUGUGCUUUAAAUGGACCUCUGAGACUAUCACAGAGCAGGUGCAUUGAUAUGGAGACUUGAAUAGGUGGAUUCUAUUUAUCCUCAUUGGUCAUUUAGGUCAAACAUUGGAUCAUUCAGAGAUCCUCACUGAACACCUGGAGAGACUUUGCUGCACUGAAUGUAAAAGGAGCUAAAUUAUUUUGCCCAAUAUUUCAUUUUUUUAUUUGUUAAACAAGUUUGAAAUAUCCAAUAAAUUUUAUUACACUUCA
Oryzias latipes (Japanese medaka) is the source of this 1741-nucleotide messenger RNA. NCBI's taxonomy places the organism in Eukaryota, Metazoa, Chordata, Actinopteri, Beloniformes, Adrianichthyidae. The record is from RefSeq and is a predicted model, not a curated record.